UUUCUUGCCUUAAGGAGUACACUGCUUUCCCUGCUGAAGCAUAGAUGUUGACAUGUAAUAAAACGGGCAGCAGGAUGGUAGUGGACGCAGCCAAUUCGAACGGGCCAUUCCAGCCUGUGGCCCUUCUACAUAUUCGAGAUGUUCCCCCUGCAGAGCAAGAAAAGCUCUUUAUUCAGAAGUUGCGACAAUGUUGUGUCCUUUUUGACUUUGUGUCUGAUCCACUAAGUGACCUAAAGUGGAAGGAAGUAAAACGAGCAGCUUUAAGUGAAAUGGUAGAAUAUAUCACGCAUAAUCGCAAUGUGAUCACAGAGCCUAUUUACCCAGAAGUAGUACACAUGUUUGCAGUUAAUAUGUUUCGCACAUUACCACCUUCAUCUAAUCCAACGGGAGCAGAAUUUGACCCAGAGGAGGAUGAACCAACCUUAGAAGCCGCAUGGCCUCAUUUACAGCUUGUUUAUGAAUUUUUCUUAAGGUUUUUAGAAUCUCCAGAUUUCCAGCCUAAUAUAGCUAAGAAAUAUAUUGAUCAGAAGUUUGUAUUGCAGCUUUUAGAGCUCUUUGAUAGUGAAGAUCCCCGAGAGAGAGACUUUCUUAAGACUACUCUGCACAGAAUAUAUGGGAAAUUCUUAGGCCUAAGAGCUUACAUCAGGAAGCAAAUUAACAAUAUAUUUUAUAGGUUUAUUUAUGAAACAGAACAUCACAAUGGCAUAGCAGAAUUACUGGAAAUAUUGGGAAGUAUAAUUAAUGGAUUUGCCUUACCAUUGAAAGAAGAGCACAAAAUCUUCCUUCUGAAGGUGUUAUUACCUUUGCACAAAGUGAAAUCACUCAGUGUCUACCAUCCACAGCUGGCGUACUGUGUAGUUCAGUUUUUAGAAAAAGACAGCACACUUACCGAGCCAGUCGUGAUGGCACUACUCAAAUACUGGCCAAAGACUCACAGUCCAAAAGAAGUUAUGUUUUUAAAUGAAUUAGAAGAAAUUUUAGAUGUUAUCGAACCGUCUGAAUUUGUAAAGGUUAUGGAACCUCUCUUCAGGCAGCUAGCCAAGUGUGUCUCCAGUCCACACUUUCAGGUGGCAGAACGAGCACUGUACUACUGGAAUAAUGAAUAUAUUAUGAGCUUAAUCAGUGACAAUGCAGCAAAGAUUUUGCCCAUCAUGUUUCCAUCCUUGUACCGGAAUUCAAAGACACACUGGAACAAGACAAUACAUGGUUUGAUUUACAAUGCUCUGAAACUCUUCAUGGAAAUGAACCAAAAACUGUUUGAUGAUUGCACACAGCAAUUUAAAGCAGAAAAACUUAAAGAGAAGCUAAAAAUGAAGGAUCGGGAAGAAGCAUGGGUUAAAAUAGAAAAUCUAGCCAAAUCAAACCCGCAGGUAUAUGGAAAAUAUUCAGAGUACUCAGUAUAUAGUGAAACAUGUCUGGUGACCAGUCCUGUUGCAAUGGAAACUGAUGGGCCUUUAAUUGAAGACUUGCAGGUGCUGAAAAACACAGUGAAAGACGAAGCUUGUAUGGCACAGAAGGAUCAGAAAAAGGAGCGUCCUUUGGUGCGGCGCAAGUCAGAACUGCCUCAGGAUAUCUAUACCAUGAAAGCCUUGGAGUCCCAUUGCCGAGCUGAUGAGCUAAUAACGCAUGAUGGGCAUUAGACUAUUCAAGUGAAAUCUUAUUUGGAGGAAAACCUUUUUCUUUUUCUGGACUCUGUUCCACAGUAGAGAACUUACUUUUUUUGUGCCAUACUGAUCAGUUACACACAACGUCAAAGCUUUUUUUUUUUCCUGACCCGAUUCUGUUAGGCAAUAACUAUGAAACUGUACAUGCAGCUCAAGAUCAGUAGUUCGAACAAUGGUAAAUUACCUGAUUCUGUAUGCAGAACCUAGUAUUAAACAGAGUAAUCUUGAUGCUGUUGGCACGUUACCCGUCAGUUGAGAACAUGCAUUGCUCCCAUAUGAGUGCUGAAAGAAGAAGCACUCUUGGUGCAAAAAUCACCAAACGCUGUUGCCACCUGGCCCUCCCAUUCAUUUCAGGGCUGCUUCAUGUAUUGCAUACUAUUUACCUGGUGUGGGGGAGGAAGUGCAAAACCGUAAUGUUAAUGAUGAUGAUGAUGUUUGCUUCAUGUGUGCACAUUAUGAAACUACAGUUGGUUGCAUCUCCUGAUGCAUGGAAGUUGCAGCAGAAAAUGUGCAUACCAAUGUGACUGCCAUAUGACAAUCUAUAAAGGAGUUGCAUGCUUUCCCCUACAGAUAAAUGCUUUCCAAUGAUGCGGAAUGUAAUGUGUGAAGCAGCCUACAGUGGAUUUGCGGGGGGGGGGGUCCUUUGCCAGUCCCACUGACGUGACUGGAGGCUGCAUAGCAGCAGUGCCUGGUAGACGGGAGUCAAUUUGCAGUCAUCCCUUUCCCACUGAUGUUUGGUACUGUGGCAAUACGCAUCUCCAAAAGCAAAAUUCCAAAUUCAUACAUAAUUAUUAGACAUUUUCCUAAAGUGCGAGUCUUUAAAAAAUGGUUUCUGCAUUAUUGUCUUGCUGCUUUUUUGGCAGCUGGAAAAAAUACCAUUGAAUUGUUCCCUCAGUGCAUCUUACAGAAUGGUAAUCUUCACGACAAUCUUCAAUCACGGCUAAUUUCUAGGAGCUCUGAAAACCAAUUAUCAGAGAGACAGGCACCCUGUCCAAAUACUUUAUAUGGAUUGAAGUCAUAUUUUCCAUUCCUUAGCAUGUAACAUAAAAUUUAUAUUUCGGAACUGAGCUGACUGCAUACUUUGCUUUCCUUCCCAAAAAAAAUGCAGUUGUCUGCCUUGACUCAAAAUUAAUUGCAUUUUUUUACAGUCACUGGAUAACUUCUUG
Molecule: messenger RNA, 2830 nt
Organism: Gekko japonicus
Lineage: Eukaryota; Metazoa; Chordata; Lepidosauria; Squamata; Gekkonidae
Gene: PPP2R5C
Product: protein phosphatase 2 regulatory subunit B', gamma
Exons: 14
Coding region: 45-1640 (531 amino acids)
Biological process (GO): signal transduction; protein dephosphorylation
Cellular component (GO): cytosol; nucleus; protein phosphatase type 2A complex
Molecular function (GO): protein phosphatase activator activity
Source: RefSeq, a predicted model, not a curated record